AUGAGGUUGGGUUUAAAAAUUUCUAUUCAAUAUUUGUUUUUUUUCUUGUUAUUUUCAAUCAUCUAAUGAAAUAGCAUUAUUAUAUAAUUUUUUACUAAUUAGUAGAUUUUUAUAAUAGGAAUACUCCAAUCUACCUGUUAUUGAGGCUGGAUUGGUUUCUCGUCAGCGUAGUGCCAAACCAGGAGUUCAUACUAAAGAUCCAUUUCCAGAUGAGUUUGCUUUUGCUAAGAAGACUACUUUGUCCAAAUCCAAUCCAGUAAUUAUAACUAUCAAAGGAUUGUAUCCUUUUUCUUCUGACUUGGAGCAUACUCCUCAUUUUUCUGAGCAAUUGGCUUUUGACCAAUGGUUUCGUUUUGGAUUUAAACAAAAUAAUAGGUAGUGCCAAACAACAUUAUUAAUUUACAUAAUCAUUUGAAUGGUUAUUUUUAAAUAUAAUUUUUGACGAACGCAGGAAGAAGUUGUUUCUAGACGAGAGAAUAAACCCUCCUCUCCAUUUCGGUGUUGGUGACAUGGAUAACAAACAAUGGUUUUAUGAUCUGUUGACUCCAGGAAGAAAUCUAGAUAUAAUGCACAUAAACAUCGCAUUUUACUACCUGAGGAAGCAAAUUAGAUACGACGAGAGUAUUAGUAUUUCAGCAACAACAACAGAUUCUUUUUUUGGUCAGCGGAUCAACUCAUUAUAUAAAAAAUAUGUGAAUUCUGGAAAGAAUGCAGCAGCAAUACCGGACAAUAAUGCAAUAAGUGAGUAUAUUGAUGGGUUGCACUUGCAUUGUAAUGUUCGAUGGAAUACAGUUGAUUUUAUUUUGAUGCCUGUGCUCAUUGAGGAUUUGACACAUUGGGUUUUAUGCAUAUUUAAUAUUCAUAAGCGAUGUCUUGAGGUGUACAACUCUAUAGUGGGAACAAAUGCAUCUCUGAGGAAAGUAUCGAAAGCGAUGAGACCCUAUGCAGUAUUGUUGCCUAUAUUACUUGCUAGGAUUGAAUUUUUUGCUAGUAGAAUGGAUAUUUUUCCUAAUGCUCAUGAGUUUGCGAACAAGAAAGAAACAGAUCCUCUUGAAGUUUUCAUGGUGCUUGACCUUCCAGAACAAACUGAUAGUGACUGUGGGAUUUUCAUCAUCAAAUUCGCUGAGUAUUUUUUGCGAGGUGAAAUUAAAAAGUUGCCUAAUCCGAUGCCGGUGGAUGUGUUUCGCAAUAAAAUUUGUGUUGAGUUGUAUGUCUACGCAAAAAAGAAACAAGUUGAAGGCUACCUUUCUGAAUCUGAAUUUCCUGGCAGAUAUGAGAGAUCAAAGGUUGUUGACAAUAAAAUAGCUAUUGAUAUUUGAAUGCUACCUUUCUGUAUCUGAAUUUCCUAGCAGAUAUGACAGAUCAAGGGCUAUUGACAAUAAAACAGCAAUUCUUAGUUAAACAUAUUUUAUUUUAUG
Molecule: messenger RNA, 1418 nt
Organism: Humulus lupulus (European hop)
Lineage: Eukaryota; Viridiplantae; Streptophyta; Magnoliopsida; Rosales; Cannabaceae
Exons: 3
Coding region: 510-1319 (269 amino acids)
Biological process (GO): protein desumoylation
Cellular component (GO): nucleus
Molecular function (GO): deSUMOylase activity
Source: RefSeq, a predicted model, not a curated record